Molecule: messenger RNA, 396 nt
Organism: Aspergillus puulaauensis
Lineage: Eukaryota; Fungi; Ascomycota; Eurotiomycetes; Eurotiales; Aspergillaceae
Product: cupin domain-containing protein
Exons: 1
Coding region: 1-396 (131 amino acids)
Source: RefSeq, a predicted model, not a curated record
AUGCCAAUGUCAAUCAUCCGUAACUCCCGCGGCACGGGGAAAACAACCAGCAAAGCGCCAUCCGAUCGGUUCACGGGUGACGUCUGGGUGGACAGCGCAUUCUCCGAUGGCAAACUUACCAUGGCAAAUGUGACAUUCACUCCAUGCGCCCGUACCAACUGGCACACACAUGAACACGGGCAAUUUCUUCAAAUAAUUGCAGGAUCAGGCUGGAUCUGCGACAAGGGUGAGGAGCCUCAGCUGGUGAAAGUUGGGGAUUUGGUCUGGUGCCCUCCCGGCACCACGCACUGGCAUGGGGCAAGUGCUGGGAGCUAUAUGACGCACCUAGCAAUUGGCUUUGGCAAGGCUGAGUGGCAUGAAGCGGUUCCGGAUGAAGAUUACAGUAAAGCUGAGUAG